Platichthys flesus (European flounder) is the source of this 1866-nucleotide messenger RNA. Its product is annotated as homeobox protein Hox-A7-like. The transcript is spliced from 2 exons. Gene Ontology annotation, biological process: anterior/posterior pattern specification; regulation of transcription by RNA polymerase II. Gene Ontology annotation, cellular component: nucleus. Bases 94 to 774 code for a protein of 226 amino acids. The record is from RefSeq and is a predicted model, not a curated record. Gene Ontology annotation, molecular function: DNA-binding transcription factor activity, RNA polymerase II-specific; RNA polymerase II cis-regulatory region sequence-specific DNA binding. NCBI's taxonomy places the organism in Eukaryota, Metazoa, Chordata, Actinopteri, Pleuronectiformes, Pleuronectidae.
UGUAAAUCUAGUGUGUAUUGCUGUCAUAUAUCACGCUACCUCGUAAAAACGACACUGAGGAUUCUGGGCCAACAAAUCAGAGAGGAAAAAAAUAUGAGUUCUUAUUAUGUGGAUGGUCUUCUUAGCGCGUAUACGGCGGCGGCUCUGUUUCCGAACGCGGAGCGGGCUUCUUGUCGUUCUGGAUCCAGUGGAGAGGACUAUGGCUCUGCUCGGAGUGCUGCGGCCAUUGCGCUCACACCGGCCCUGUCUGGAGUUUACAGCGUCAAUAAUGCAGUAUACCAGGGCCGCCCCGUGUUUACCUCGGGCUACAGCCAGGUGCACGAUGCGCACGCACUGCACUGCAGCCCGUUUGACCAGAGCCGCAUAUUCACCGAGGGCUCCUGCAAUCCGGGGCCGGGACCCCUCACCUCUCCGCCGGACAAACACUACCGGAUGUACCCCUGGAUGAGAGCAUCAGACCCAACUCGUAAGCGUGGGCGACAGACCUAUUCACGGUACCAGACCCUGGAGCUGGAGAAGGAGUUCCACUUCAACCGCUAUCUGACCCGCAGGCGGAGGAUCGAGAUAGCCCAUGCCCUCUGUCUGUCAGAGAGACAGAUCAAAAUCUGGUUCCAGAACCGCAGGAUGAAGUGGAAGAAGGACAACAAGGGCGAAGCGGUGCCAAACCCGGCAGACAACGACAGCGACACCCAGGCUGUGUGCGAGGCCGGGGGGCCCGAAACCGAAGAGACCAGGGCCCCCGCGGGGCCGGAGUCAGAAACGGCUGCAAAGUAAAGAAUGAGACAGAAAUAAAUAAAAAAAUCCGAGCGUGAAUGAAAGAAACACAGUGUUGAAUAUGAGUUAGGAACCGAACAGAGGCACCAUUCAUUCACUGCAGCUUCACAAGCUCAUUAAUUGAAUGACAGCUUAGGGUCAUUCUGUAAUAAAAUUUAACAGUAAACUGUAUAAGAUCUGCAUUUCAUAUUUACACCGAAAAUGCUUUUAAAGAGACUCCGCAUGAAAGAGCGACGUUAAACUACCUAUUUAAACUAUAUUUUUCUAUGCGCAGUACGUGCGUAAAAAUUAACAUGAUCAUGCUACUGAAUCAACAUUCCUUCAAAUUAAUACUACCCAGUUUCUACCAGCUCGUAACAAAACACUGAAGAAUUCAAAAUAAUGUGGAAAUGUAUUGUAAAUUAAUCGAAGCUACCUACUCCAGUAUUUUUUCCCUCUCUACUCGCGGUUCUGAUUCUAAAGGGAACAAAUACAAUAUUGUGCGUAAAUGUGCCUUACUUGGUAAAUGUAAUGUUAUUUUUGUUGUUGAAGGCCUCUAGCUGCAACUUUGAUGUUUUGUAUUGCUGUAAUGUUAUUUUCAUGACCCCUUAAUUCAUUAGAAUAGCAAUACCUUAUCCUGGGCCACCACGAGCACACACGUGUUUAUAGUGUCGGAUGACCUUAGUUUAUGUAACCUACCUCACAUUCCCACAUGCUCAUUACAUUGUAAACACGAACACACUCAUGUAAAUGUUUUAAGGGUCUUAGCUGUGCACUGUGGAAAUGCUGGCAUCGGCCUUUUGCUCUUUUUCACGUUUUCGAAUUUCACGCCACACAUGUAAUACGUGUUUUGUGGAAAUACCAACAGGAUCAAACAACUACACACGCUUGUUUUUAUUUUGACAGCAUCAUUUUUCAGUAUCAGGUUCGUUUCUUUUGACAGUGUAAAACGAGCCGGCGACUCCACACAGCACUGUGCCAAAACUGUGAUCUAUUUCGAGUCAGUGAAAGGGGUUUGUUAUGUCGUGAAGUGAAAUGUGAACAAUUGAAAAACCUUUAAGAAUGUCUUAAAUUUGUAAAUGAGAAUAUGAUGAUGAAAUAAAAUAGAUUGUA